Messenger RNA from Heterostelium album PN500, 1404 nucleotides. Its product is annotated as RING zinc finger-containing protein. The transcript has 2 exons. Gene Ontology annotation, molecular function: ubiquitin protein ligase activity. The coding region runs from base 1 to 1404 and encodes 467 amino acids. Lineage: Eukaryota; Evosea; Eumycetozoa; Acytosteliales; Acytosteliaceae. The record is from RefSeq and is a predicted model, not a curated record. Gene Ontology annotation, biological process: protein monoubiquitination; mRNA processing; protein polyubiquitination.
AUGGAUUCUAUUGAAGAUGAUGAUGAUUUUCAUUAUCCUUUUAAAACGACGACGACAACAACAACGUCCACAACUACUACAUCAACAACUACAACCAAUCAAUUAGGUAACGAUAUAGAUAUGAUACCUAUAAAUAACAAUAUUGAAAAUAAUGAUAUCAACGGUAGUAGUAGUAGUAGUAAGAAAUUAAUAAAUGAAGAACAUUGUCCUAUUUGUUUAUCUGAAAUAGAAGAUAUUACAUUUCUUGAUAUAUGUUUUCAUCAUUUUUGUUAUAUUUGUAUAUUACAGUGGUCAGAGAUAUCUGGUAACUGUCCACUUUGUAAAUCUAAUUUCCAGUCAUUAAUUCACGAUGUAAAAUCAAACAAAGAAUAUAAAAGACAUUUAAUAAAUAAUAAAAAUAGUAAUAACAAUGCUAAUAAUAGUAAUAAUAGAAGAUUAAAUCAUCAACAACAACAACAACAACAGCAGCAAAGAAUUUUCAUACCAAAUAACAAUUCAAAUACAAGCUCACAUGAAUUUAGAAGAAGUGUAUAUGCGAGACAGAUUAAAGCAAUACCGAUGGUACCUCCUUUCAAGUUGUAUCUAAGUCCACAAAUGAUCAGUGCAAACUAUAGCAGGUGGAAAAGCAGGUUAUCACCUUGGAUCAAAAGAGAGUUACAGGCAAUACUACAAACGGAACAAGUAGAUAUCCUUGAAGAGAUGAUACUCUCACUUCUCAAGAAACAUACCAUCGACAGUGCCAUCAUCAUCGAUACUCUCAAGCGAUUUCUAUUCGAUAAAACAGAUCUAUUCUUACAUGAACUACUAUGUUUUGCAUGUAGUCACUAUAAUAUACAAGCAUACGAUCAAAAUGUAACAUAUCAUAGACUUAAUAAUAAUAAUAAUAACAAUAAUAAUAGUGAAACACAAAAGAGGAAAAGAGAUAUUGAAGAUAAUAAUAAUAAUGUUGAUGAUAUUAUUGAUGUUGAUGCUAAACCGCUGACAGAUUACAUGAAGAAUUCGAAAUCUAUAUUCUCUGGUCAUAUACCACCAAUUCUUAAUCAAAUCAUUUUGGAGAAGGAAAGAGAGGAAGACGAGACCAUCAGGAAUCAGAGAUUAAAGCGAUUACUCCGAUCUGGUGUAUCUAAGGAACCGAAUUGGUGUGAACUCUCCAAGGAUAACCAACUGCUGACUGCAACCAUCAGCACUCUCAAUAGCAAUAUCCAAGAUUUCGAAAGUUUGUUAAAUCCAACCACCAACACUCUACAGUCAUCAACAUUGUCAACAUCAACAUCAACAGCAGCAACAUCAGUAGCAUCUACAACAACAUCAUUUCCUACCAGUAGUACCGAAAGCAGAUCUUUUUUCCACACAUUUGAAAAUCAAAAAUAUCACAAAAACAACAACAAUAACGACAAACUGUAG